AAUUUAUGUAAUUAUUCCUGAAACAAACGUGAAGAUCAAACUUUUUUUUUUAAGAAAAGCAACCUAUGUCGAUAGGGAUUUGGGUUGUGCGUGCUUUAUGGAUUGUUAACCGGGCGGCUUGAAGGCGCAACAUUUGGGAAAGUUCGAUCGGGAAGAUCAAGGCACAUCAUGCAGGAAAGGACGAUCUACGAGAUCCUACCGGUGUUGCUGUGUGGCCUGUCGGUUCCACUGUCCAUGUUUAUGUGGAUCGGAAAUGUGGCUUACUCGAAGAUAGCAAGCGAUAAUUCUAACAGCAUUAUUCCACCGACCCGUUGGCUAUUUUCCGUGCUCGUGCCCGUCCUGCUGAUGGUGUACGGGUUGAAGCGUAAGGGCGUAAACAGAUCCGGUGCCGCGCUAGGGCUGCUUUGUGCCGUAAUACUUUCCAUAGCAUCGCACGCCUUCCUGGGCUGUUUAGCGGCCUUCUUCUUUAGCUCGAGCCGGGCGACCAAAUUUCGGGGUCACGCGAAACGAAAGUUUGAGGAAGAUUUUAAGGAGGGCGGCCAACGGAACUGGGCCCAAGUAAUUUGCAAUGCCGGUAUGGCGACACAGUUGGCAUUGCUGUAUCUGCUCGACUGCGGAUACGGUGAGCGGCCGAUCGAUUUCGUUAAUGAGUACCGUUCCAGCUGGCUCGGGGUGGCCGUGAUGGGUUCGUUUGCGUGCUGCAAUGGCGACACGUGGUCGAGUGAGCUGGGUACGGUCAUUGGCAGUGGAGAUCCGUUUCUAAUCACCACCCGGAAGAGGGUUCCGCGCGGUACGAAUGGAGCCAUUUCGUUCGUGGGAGUGGUGGCGAGUUUCUUGGGCGGCACACUGAUUGGGCUGGUAUACUUCCUCACCGUCCGGUAUACGGUGGACGCGAGCGUGUACCGGAACAGUCCAAACCAGUGGCCUAUGGUAGUGUUCGGCGGUAUGGCGGGUUUGCUAGGUUCGCUGGUAGAUUCGUUGCUUGGUGCUACGCUGCAGUAUUCGGGCCAGAACGAGCGGGGCAUGAUAGUGGAGCGGCCGGGCAAACAUGUGCGCCACAUUAGCGGGGUACGGAUUUUGGACAACCACAGCGUUAAUCUGAUAUCUACCAUUGUGAUCGGAAUCGUGAUGCCCUCGAUUGCGAUGAAUCUCUGGCCCAUGUUCUGAAGGGAUAUCGGAUCGAAUGGACUAGCUGGUAGUGGAGGGUUCUUAAUAUACCAAGUGACUUAUUUCCUAACGGUGGCAAGUGAAUACA
Molecule: messenger RNA, 1255 nt
Organism: Anopheles moucheti
Lineage: Eukaryota; Metazoa; Arthropoda; Insecta; Diptera; Culicidae
Product: transmembrane protein 19
Exons: 3
Coding region: 169-1167 (332 amino acids)
Cellular component (GO): membrane
Source: RefSeq, a predicted model, not a curated record